GCUCGUGGUUGAGCAUCAUCGCCUUCCGAGCCCGAGGUGUCAGUGCGACCUUGCCUAGGAGCAAUCCUAUCGACUGCUUUUUAUUCUUCCUCUCCGGCAGCCUUAACGCCUCGACCGAUCAUGAUGGUCGCUCACACCAGGAGCCUGCUGAUGGCUCUGUGUGCGGUGGUCCUGGCGACGGCUCAGGGACCUCCUCCACAAGCGAUUCCCGGCAGCGUGCCGUCCGGCAGCACGCCGCCAGCAGCACCGCAUCAGCAGCAGCCCCCGGCCAACGGACAACAGGCCAUGGACGCGUUCCACCAGAUGAUGAAUCUGGGCCAAGGAGGCCAGUUCCUCGACCUCAAUGCUAUGCUUAAGCACCACGCGGCCGCUAUGUCGCAGCUGCUCCAGACGGGCAGCCUGCCCUGCCCUCCUCCCGCCAUGUGGGACUUCGCCUCCGCCCAUCUCCAGCGUUGCGCUCAGGGUGGUGGGCCCCCGAUGCCCAUCCAGAUGAAUCUGGGCCAAGGAAUCCAGAACCUCGACCUCAAUGCCAUGCUGCAGCACCACGCGGCCGCUAUGUCGCAGCUGCUCCAGACGGGCAGCCUGCCCUGCCCUCCUCCCGCCAUGUGGGCCUUCAUCUCCGCCCAUCUCCAGCGUUGCACUCGGGGCGGUGGGUCCCCGAUGCCCGUCCAGCAACUGCCCGUGCGAGGGUUUCCGUUAUUCUCGCCGCCACAGAUUCCAAUCCAUUUGCCUAAUAUCCCAAUGAUGCCGCUUGACCCAAAUUUCCCACGUAUGCCGAAUAUGAAUCUCCGCUUCCGGCGCAGCCCAAUCCGCGGUGCUGGACCCGAUUCGGUGUCACCACGUCCUGACAAUCAGGAAGGGCCUAAGCAGGAAGGGCCCAAGCAGGAGAAGCCUAAGAACCCGAUCAGUGACAAAGGAGGGCCGGGAGACCACAUGCAUCCCAUUCCAGCUUAGGGUGGUGAAGGGGACCUUUUUGGGGCCAGUAGAUACGUGAAGCCAUCAACCCAGCAGUGCAGCCGCCCACGGUGAGGUAGAACAUUCAUCAGAUAAUGUCCAAGAUUUGGCAAGGACAAGCUUCCAUGACCCACCGACUGUCCAAAUGUUAAGCAUUUUAAAUAAAUUAUGCAGUAAAUGAUUAUUAUUAAUUAUAAUAAUGAUGCCAAUUAUUUAGGAAAGCAUCAAUGAGUUUGGCCAGUAAUUUUACGGAUAUUUUACAGAUUGGAGGAAACCAGGGUCAGCUACUGGGGCACGGUGCAAGUGGCUCAAUGGUUAACCCACUGAGCUAUGAACCAAUUGAUCUGAUUUUGAUUCCUGGCCUUGACUAACCUCAGUGGCGAGUGAUAUCUGAAUCGGUCUUGCCAACCCCCUCCCUGACCUCGUUACUCGUCCCUGCCAUGGGGCGAUGUUGCAGGCAGUAGAGGGCCGUGCAGCAAGAUCCACUGUUGUAUCGUGAUUCUAUGCUCCCAUAUCUGGUGCAUUCACCAACCCACACUGAGCAGUGCGGUGAAGUAUAGUAAACACACGAAACCCACGAUAGACAUUGUGUGGGAAGGAGGCCUUUAUUCAUCAGUGGCUUGACAAACGGCCGUACAUUCUUAUUAUUAUUAUUAAUAAUGAUUAUAUUUUAUUGAAUUUGCAGCAA
This is a messenger RNA of Lethenteron reissneri (Far Eastern brook lamprey), 1642 nucleotides long. RefSeq lists its product as uncharacterized. Lineage: Eukaryota; Metazoa; Chordata; Hyperoartia; Petromyzontiformes; Petromyzontidae. The record is from RefSeq and is a predicted model, not a curated record.